Molecule: messenger RNA, 1937 nt
Organism: Schizophyllum commune H4-8
Lineage: Eukaryota; Fungi; Basidiomycota; Agaricomycetes; Agaricales; Schizophyllaceae
Exons: 2
Coding region: 125-1789 (554 amino acids)
Biological process (GO): regulation of DNA-templated transcription
Molecular function (GO): DNA binding
Source: RefSeq, a predicted model, not a curated record
CAUGGUGCUAGCCAUACGCUCUGGCAUUGACGAUGAGAUACAGUGGGCGCUUGAGCGGUGCUGUCGGCUAUCUCAUAGCGAGUCCUUCAAGCUCAGCAUCAUACCUGGAUUGCUAGAAGCAUUCAUGGAAUGGCCGCAGUGGUACGCUGCUGAAUGCGCGAGACAACAAGCACACGGCUCCUCCAUAUUUUCCCUUCCCCCCGACCUCGCCACCAAACGGCGACACGCGAUCGAGUCGCUCUUCGCGCUUCGCAAUGCUGCUUACACCGAAGGGGCGCCAGCCCAGCUCAUCAGCAAUCCGGCUACCCUCCCCCUCAUCCUCGACAUCCUCACCUACUGCGAUCCGACGCACGACGAGAAUGUGGAGCUCAUAUCCUAUGCGAUCGACAUCUUCCACGUCGUCGCACCCGACUAUGUCUUGCUGCCAAAUCCUUGGUCCCCCCCGAGUCCCCUACCCGCUCUCAUGCGCAUAUUCGAGAAGACGUCAAUACGAUCGCUACAUACCACUGCUUUUCGCAUGCUGAGCGCCAUCUUCACGAACCCACGCAACGUGCAGUACAUCCCAAUCGAGUCGGAAGCGCUAGCUGUCGCUAUACGAUAUGCGCCUCUCUUCCGCAUGGAUAGCGAACUUGUCGACGCUGGCCUCAACUACCUCUUUGCGUAUCUGUCGCAACCGACAAUGGCGAAGAGGUUCUUGCUUCAUCCCUCUUUACCAAGUCUUCUUCGGGUGCUAGUAAACAUCCUUUUGGUGCAACAGGCUCGGGAUACCGUCUCGGACGAAGUCAGCGGGCCUGUGCAUGUUAUCCCUUCUACGCAUUCAUUGAACUCGGAGUACGAGCCAACUACGACAGAGAUGCAGUCUCUGCUUGCACUGCCCGAGCCAGAAAGGAACAAGAAGUGGAUGUCGAUUAUGUUCGUGCCCAGACCAGGAGGAGAGAUCACCCAGGUCGACUUCUACAACCUGUACAAAAUAGCGUUCGCCCCCUACGCCGCUCAAACACCCCUCCUCGACCCCGGCUAUGUCAUCAAGAACGUUCACGAAGUAUUCCCUGCGGCAUCCGCGCAGGUCGCCGGUGCCGAGGGCGCUCAGCGGUACAUCAUUGCUGGCAUCGCGCGACGGACGAGCUUCGAGGCCGCGGACCGAUUUAGGUGCAAGUGGAAUAGGCUACAGUGCGAUGCGCCAUUCUUCUCUGGACCCGCGCCUUUGACGGAGCAUGUGAUGGAGCACCUCAAGCCGGGCGAGGGGGAGGACGAAAACAUCGAGCUUCCGUGCUUGUGGGCGAAGUGCACUGCUGGGCCUUUCCCGCGAGCACGGCUACGCGCCCAUCUGCUCACCCACAUACCGACUUCGCAACGUCCGGCGAGAGAUCCUUCGCAGAGCGACGACAUCACCCUAUCCUCCGCGACCGCACAGUAUCCCAUGGUGAACCCGACCCAGCGCCCUCCGCCCCCACUCCGAAGGACCGUCGUGACCUACACUGUACCCGUCGGCGAGCCCAAGACGCUCUCCCUGACCGCGCUCCUGUGCAUCCGCUGCCUCUACCGCGCGUCGACGGAGACAUCGGAGGGCGCGCCGCACGCGGACGACGACCACUUCGGGUUCCCGGGCGUGGUGGAGGAGGACGACGAAGACAUCGCGCAGGUCAGCGAGCUCGGGCUGGAGAAGGAGAAGCAGGCGGAGGCGCGGGGGAGGAGGGCGUUCGCGGCGGUGAAGCACUUGAUGGAGAAUGUGCAGAUCAAGGACGAUGCGCUGCAGGGGUGGAUUAUGGAGAUGGCGUACUCGGAGUAGUAUACGUAGGGGACGACGGCUUGUGCAUGCCUGCUGUACUGUGGUGUACUGUACGCAGAAGGGAGGUGCAGCCGACAUCUUGUCAUGUUCGUCAUUGUGCCAUGGAGCGUGGACACGUGUCGCGCGCGCUCCUUGUCCUCCACUUCCA